CGACCUCGCCGAUUGCUAUAUUCACUCCCUCUCUCAUCGCCAUCCAAUCUCGCCGCUGCAAAGCUGCUGUUCUGUCUAGAAGCAAUUUGCCGCCAUUCAUUCGUCCUGCUUCGCCUACCAGUUGGUUCGUUUAACAUCGCCGUGAGAGCUAUAAUGGAAGAAAUGAGAUAUGAAUUAUCAGAGCAUCUCGCAUUCUCUUGUUUAGGACGUUUUAGGGAUUUAUCCUAAAAAGUACAGCUGUAGAAGAAAUUUGGAGUAAGAAAGAGAAAUCGUAAAAAAGCUUCAUUUGAAGAACAGGUGAGGAAACCCAAAAAGUAAAAGACAAUGGUGGUAAAGAGGGUUUUAUCAUCUAGAGGAUUAGUGGCUUUUUGCAAGUCUCAUCUGCUCAAGAAUUUGUUGUCUCCUUCAAUUCCUUUUUUUCCCAAAUCAUUUCCUUGUAGAAACAGGUACCUGCUUUUGGGCCAGUCUGUUUGUACUAUUAAAGGACCUCAUUUGGAGGGAUGUCUAUCGAUUCAUACUGGUUCGGUUUUGAAUAAUGAGGACAAGAAUGGGGAGCCACCAGCCCAUUCUGGGAAAAUUACAACUGCUGAUGGUUCUGAUGGUAGUAAAAUGAAGAGGAAAAAGUUGAAAGGAAAACGAGCAGUUGUAAGGUGGUUAAAGUUCUUCAGGUGGAAAAAGAAGAAAGAGUAUGAAAGAAUGACUGCAGAAGAAAAAAUUUUAUACAAGUUGAAAAAGGCUAGAAUGAAAGAGGAAAGGCUUGUUCAAGCUUUAAAGAAGAUCGAACCUGCUGAAUCAUCAGAACCAACUCAUGAUCCAGAGAUAUUGACCCCAGAAGAGCAUUUCUUUUUUUUAAAGAUGGGCCUAAAGUGCAAGAAUUACGUACCAGUAGGGAGACGAGGAAUCUACCAGGGUGUAAUUCUUAACAUGCACUUGCAUUGGAAGAAACAUCAAACCUUGAAGGUAGUGGUGAAGACAUUCUCACCAGAGGAGGUCAAGGAGAUUGCUGCUGACCUGGCACGUUUAACUGGAGGGAUUGUGCUAGAUAUUCAUGAAGAAAACACAAUAAUCAUGUAUAGGGGAAAGAAUUAUUCCCAGCCACCAACUGAAAUAAUGUCACCGAGGGUCACUCUCGGCAGAAAGAAGGCUUUGGACAAAUCGAAGUAUAGGGAUGGCCUUAGGGCUAUUCGGAGGUAUAUUCCUAGACUUGAACAGGAUCUUGAGUUGCUCAAGGCACAGGCUAAAGGCAAAGCUGAAAGUGGGGCUGCUUCUGUUGAAGAGACCCUGAAGACUGAGGAUGAUGUUAGAAAAUCUAGGAGCAUUUCAAGCAUGCAACUGGAGAAACCGGAAAGGUUGAAAGAAAUUAUUGACAGGCAAGAGGAAUGUCCUGAGGAUGAAUGUGCCACAGAUUUAGGGAUGGUAUCAGAUUCAGAAGAUCUAUCUGAUAUUUUUGAGACAGACUCUGAGACAGAGACACAGGAUAAAGCAAAAGGUCGUCUUUAUUUGGAUGAGUUUGAAAGGUUCCCAAUUGAAGGUAAUGGAGACGCUGAAGAUCUUGAGGAGCAGUUGCGCCAACUGUGUAAGGACUCAAAAGAGGCCGAGUCAUCAGAGAAAGAUGUCUCACCCUCCCUCGACGAGUUCGACCGAAUGGUUCUUCGUGCUGCUUCUCUAUUAAAGAGGCAGAAGAGGUAGGAGAUGUAGAGAGUUGCAAUCACCAUCAUCUUGGUUUGAACAGCUUCGUCAUCAUUUUUUCAUAUGCUUAGCAUUUAGGCACAAUGAAAACAAACGAUCAAAUUUUGAUUUCAUUACAAGUACAUUUAAUUCUUUUAAUUUUCACCGGUCGUAUACAAAAAAUUACUUUGUACUUGCGCAAUAUCA
Manihot esculenta (cassava) is the source of this 1875-nucleotide messenger RNA. RefSeq lists its product as uncharacterized. NCBI's taxonomy places the organism in Eukaryota, Viridiplantae, Streptophyta, Magnoliopsida, Malpighiales, Euphorbiaceae. The record is from RefSeq and is a predicted model, not a curated record. Gene Ontology annotation, molecular function: RNA binding. The coding region runs from base 325 to 1689 and encodes 454 amino acids. The transcript has 6 exons.